AUGUCAACGUUCAAAAACAUCAUCCUCAUUGGCGCCAUGGGCUCCAUCGGCAGCGUCGUCCUGGCUGCCCUGGAGAAGGAGCCCAGUUUCACUAUCACUUUAGUACAACGUGCCUCUUCCAAAGCCACGAUGCCUGCGCACCUCAAGACAAUCACCGUUUCUAACUCGUACCCUACGAACGAGCUGAUUCCUGUAUUUCGGGGUCAGGAUGUUGUCAUCAACUGUAUGACCUCGCUGUCGGUGGCCGAUCAGUUUCGCAUCAUUGACGCUGCCAUCGCGGCCGGUGUGCGCCGUUAUGUACCCAGCGAGUAUGGCCUCAACAAUACGAGGCGCGAUGCCCAGGCUCUGAACCUUGUCUUUCAUGACAAAGGUAAGAUUCAGGAGUACCUCCGAGCUAAGGCCCAGUCAGGAGUCAUUGAAUGGAUGAGCAUAUCGUGCGGCAUGUGGCUUCGCUGGUCUAUGGCAAAUGACUUCCUCGGCAUGCACAUUGGCGAGCGACGAUUUGUCUUUUGGGAUGAUGGCGAGGGCUAUUUCUCUUGCACCACCGAGGAGAAUUCGGCUCAGGGCUUAGUCAACGCCCUGCUUGCCGCUGGGACUGAUCGCGACGACUGGAAGAAUACCAACAUCUAUCUGAGUGACUUUGCCAUCACCCAAAAGCAAUUACUCGAGGCCAUUGAGCGCAUCCAGGGUGUCAAGUACACGACGGAAACUAUUGACAGCUACAGCUUCAUUAAAGAGAAACAGGCUGCCGUAGCUGCUGGCGACGUCGUGGGUACCUUUGCCCUCAUAGAGACUGGAUUUGUUACCGGACGUUACGGUGGCCACCUUGAGAAAGAAGGCGAGAUCCAGAAUGACAAGCUCGGUUUGCCAAAAAAGUCACUGGAUGAAGUAGUCGAGGCUGCCUUGAAGGCCUAUGGGGAUAUUUAA
Molecule: messenger RNA, 927 nt
Organism: Trichoderma atroviride IMI 206040
Lineage: Eukaryota; Fungi; Ascomycota; Sordariomycetes; Hypocreales; Hypocreaceae
Molecular function (GO): oxidoreductase activity
Source: RefSeq, a predicted model, not a curated record